Molecule: messenger RNA, 6185 nt
Organism: Clupea harengus (Atlantic herring)
Lineage: Eukaryota; Metazoa; Chordata; Actinopteri; Clupeiformes; Clupeidae
Gene: pard3aa
Product: par-3 family cell polarity regulator alpha, a
Biological process (GO): establishment of centrosome localization; establishment or maintenance of epithelial cell apical/basal polarity; microtubule cytoskeleton organization
Cellular component (GO): cell cortex; apical plasma membrane; adherens junction
Molecular function (GO): protein binding; phosphatidylinositol binding
Source: RefSeq, a predicted model, not a curated record
UUAGUAGCCUAAUCCUCGCAUUCACCAGAGAGGGGAGUCCCAAGCCCAGCCCCACGCGUUAGUGGCAGGAACAGAACCGACGAGUCAUCCAUACUCCCACAGAAAAACUGAACAGGUGGUCAGAAAUGCGUACGUGAGUACCUUUGCCAUGGAUCAAAGAUGAUUUUCCUACACCUCGUGUAUCUUGGGUACAAUUUCUAUAUCGCCAAAGAGAACUGAUGACAAACAUCUCUUCACAAAGUAGCAGUGCUCGGCAGACCUAGCGCUUUCACUGGAAUCAGAGGGAAUAUCAGGAACUAUGAAAGUCACCGUGUGUUUUGGAAGGACCAGGGUGGUCGUUCCUUGCGGCGAUGGGAAUAUCAAAGUGCACAGUCUGAUCGAACAAGCAGUAAUGCGAUAUAAGAAAGCCAUUGCCAAGGACCAAGCCUACUGGAUUCAGGUGCACAGGUUCGAACAUGGGGACGGCGGUAUCCUUGAUCUGGAUGAUGUGCUGUGUGAUGUAGCUGAUGACAAAGACCGGCUGGUGGCGGUGUAUGAGGAGCAGGAUCCUCACCACGGUGGCGAUGGCACCAGUGCCAGCUCCACGGGCACUCAGAGCCCCGACCUGUUUGCUGCCAGCGGUGGUGGUGGUGGCGGUGGUGGUGGUGGUGGCGCACCAGAGCUCAACUCCAGCAGCAUGUCGGCCUUUCAGCCGUACCAGGCAGCCAGCGAGAUCGAGGUCACGCCCUCGGCCCUCCGGAGCAACAUGCCCUUGCACGUGCGGCGCAGCAGCGACCCGGCCCUGGCUGCCCUGACUGAAGCCCAGCUGCGUCCAGAGGAGCCGUCCAGGAAGAACCCCACGCGCUGGUCCACCACAGCCGGCUUCCUCAAGCCCAGCGCCCACAACACCAUUAGUGGAACCGGCACCAACAGCCUGGAGAGAAAGGUGAGCGCCCACAACACCAUUAGUGGAACCGGCACCAACAGCCUGGAGAGAAAGGGAAAAGGGGUGAACUCAUACCGGAGCCUUCCUCGUGACACUGCAGCGUGGGCCACACAGUUCCAGAGGGAGAAUGCCCGCUCGUCGCUCAGUGCCAACCACCCAAUGGUGGACCGCUGGCUGGAGCGCCAAGAACAGGAAGAGGAGGAGGAGGAGGAGGAGGAGAGAAGAGAGGAGGAGCGGAAUGGCAGAAUUGAGCCUGUUGGACGAGCAGACUCCUGCGUAGAACACACUCCUGUCUCGUUAGAUGACAUGCUAGAGCUGGUAGAGGUGUCUAAUGCCGGAGGACCCUUGGGAAUCCACGUAGUGCCCUUCAGUGCCAGAGACCGAAGCUGCGUGAAUGGGGUUGACCUGAAUGGGAAGACUCAGGAGGAAGUGGUGGCUCUGCUGCGCUCCACCCCUAUGGGUGGCACUGUCAGCCUGCUCAUCGCGCGCCAGGAGGACGCCUUUCUGCCCCGAGAGGUGACGCCAGCGGAGGAUGACCUUGUGUUGACCCCAGAUGGUACACGGGAGUUCCUGACGUUUGAGAUCCCCCUAAGUGACUCAGGGUCUGCCGGUUUGGGUGUCAGUGUUAAGGGCAACCGCUCUAAGGAGAACCAUGCUGACCUGGGCAUCUUUGUCAAGUCUAUUAUCAACGGUGGGGCAGCUUGUAAGGAUGGACGGCUUCAUGUCAAUGACCAGCUGGUUGCUGUCAACGGAGAGUCCCUGCUGGGCAAGACCAACCAGGAAGCCAUGGAAACACUACGGAAAUCCAUGUCCGUCGAGGGCAAUAUCCGUGGAAUGAUCCAGCUCAUCGUCGCCAGGAGAGUCAGCGGAAGAGACGAGCAGGAGUGUCCAUCCGAUGGCUCGGGUCCAGACCUGUCAGCAUCCUCACGAGAGGACCACGAGAGGCGCAUCUCACACUCCAUGUACCCCGCCCUGGACAGCCUGGACGAGCCCCUCACGCCGAGGGCCAGCAUGAUGGGCAGGAUGAUAGGUAACUACCAGCUCUCUCCCACCGUCAACAUGCCCCAGGAUGACACAGUCAUCAUCGAAGAUGAUCGGCCGCCUGUCCUGCCUGCCCGCCUCUCUGACCAAUCAUCUUCCAGCUCCCACGACGACGUGGGUUUCACCGUGGAAACACCCCCACCCUGGGCACAAGACGUCCAGAUACAGAACGAGUCCUCUCUGAGUCCAGACGCAGACGCAGACCAGGACCUCACUUUCCAGCGGGAGGGCUUUGGCCGCCAGAGCAUGUCUGAGAAGCGCACCAAACAGUUUGGGGACGCUUCCCAGCUGGACAUCAUCAAGACUCGCAAGUCCAAGAGCAUGGACCUGGUAGCUGACGAGAUUAACCCCAAUGCCUGCACUGAGAGACUGAAAGGUUCCCCAAGUCGAGAUGUUGGCCCAUCUCUUGGUCUGAAGAAAUCCAGCUCCCUCGAAAGCCUCCAGACUGCCGUCGCUGAGGUUACCCUCAAUGGAGACAUCCCCUUUCACAGGCCCCGCCCCCGGAUCAUAAGGGGGAGGGGCUGCAACGAGAGCUUCCGUGCCGCCAUUGACAAGUCAUAUGAUCGUCCGGGCAUGACCAUCGCUGCCACAGAGGAGGAUGACGAAGGCAUGGAAACUUUGGAGGAGGACACAGAGGAGAGCUCUCGGUCUGGCCGUGACUCGGUCUCCACGGCAACUGACGUGGCCGUUGGCACAGUUAGCCCCGACUCUCGGCAGGUCAAUGGAAGCCGUCCGAAGGAAGACAGGAAGAAAGAGAAAGGUGGUAAAGAGAGGAAGAAGCAAGACCGAGACAAGGAGAAGGAGAAGGAGAAGAACAAAGCAAAGAAAGGGAUGCUCAAGGGCCUUGGAGAUAUGUUCAGGUUUGGCAAGCACCGAAAAGAUGAGAAGCUUGGCGACAGGAUGGAGCGGAAGGAGUCUAGUAGAUCCAAGAUGGAGGACACGCAGGUCUCGGAGGAGGAGACCCUGCGAAUGCAGUUAGAGCGGGAAAGGAUCCAGGCCAAGACCAGGGAGCUGCGUGAGCGUCAGGCCAGAGAGAGGGACUACGCUGAUCAGGACGUCAACCGAACCCUGAGCUCCGAUGACGCACCCUACGCAGGCAUCGGCUCCUUUGACUCCUCCAUCGACAGUGACCACCACCAGCGUCCCCAGAGCCCUCAUCGUCAGGACGACUCGCAGCCACUCGAGGCACUCUAUGCCCAAAUCAACAAGCCCCGCAAUGGCCGCCCUCCGUCUGCCAACAGCAACCGGCUGGCGCCUAGCAACCACGAGCGGAUACAGCGUCUGCGGCACGAGUUCCAGCAGGCCAGGCAGGAGGGGGACGACGACGAGCCGGACGACCGCCGACGCACGUACAGCUUCGAGCAGCAGCCCUGGGCUAACGCAGGUUCGUACACGCAGACGGGGCGCCACUCGGUGUCUGUGGAGAUGCAGAUGCACCGGCAGCGACAGGACGACAGCAGAGACACCUUCCAACAAACCCAAAGACAGUACAACUCUCUACCACGGCAUCCUCGUAAGAACCCCAGCUCCGUCUCUCAGGACUCGUGGGAUCGCGCCUACCCUCCAGGAGAAGGCUUCCAGACGGCCAAGGAGAACCCGCGCUACUCCAGCUACCAGGGCUCUCGCAACGGCUACCUGGGCUCGUCCACGGGAGGCUUCAACGCACGCGUCCUUCUGGAGACGCAGGAGCUCCUGCGGCAGGAGCAGCGUCGCAAGGAGCAGGAGGCCAAGGCCAAGCUAGAGAGCGGCACCAGCGUCAGCGCCAACACCUCCAGCAGCUACGGAGAGCCCCAGGGGGAUCCCUCGCACCCCCACUCUCCCUCCCAAGCCUCCACCCCCACCAAAGGGCCCUACCGGCAGGACGUGCCACCCUCCCCCUCUCAACUGGUCCGCCUCAACCGGCUCCAGUCUGUGCAGGAGAAUGCACGGCCAUUUUACUCAUGAGGAGAGAAAGGGAGCACAGGAGGAGAGGGACCAGGAGGAGAGGGACCAGGAGGACUUGAGGAGCCGCAGCAAUAAUGACAUUUUAGAAUGAGAACAAACGUGUGAAGCCAGCUAGCUUUCGAAAUGAGGAGAAACAAUCAGAAACUAUUUUUUGUUUUGUUUUGUUUUUGUUUUGGUCUGGUUGUGAUUUAAUUCUGCAUCUACCAUUUGUCUGUGAAUUUGUCAUUUUGUUUUUCGGGGGGGGGACGUUUUGCUUUUUGUCCAACCAUUGGUUUUUAAACUUGGGUCCAUCGGCUCUUCCUCCUCCAGGAUCAGUGCCUUGAUAUGUAUGACUGACUGUGUGCAUUUGUGUGUGAAGAGGCCACAUGGCAUUGGCAUGUGUGCGGAAUAGAGAAAGCUGCCGUUGUUAACCCUGAUAAUCAGGAUGAUCUAGAUUUUGCAGCUGUACAGAUGUGUGGAGACCUUUCCUGUUGGGACACCAUUUGCUCUGCAGUGGCUUUUCCUAUUCCAAGUGGUUUGGAGCUCGUGGGAGAGUGUCACGGGAGGUACUGUUCUGUGGCUUACUGUACAUGUGGCGUAUAAGAGUGAUGAGUUACGUGCUCAGUAUAUGGUUCUGCACCUGUAAACUGUACCACAAACAAGAUACAGGCCAGAUAUAAUCACAAUAACCGUGGACGUGUACUACACAUUGUGUGUGUGUGUAUGUGUAUGUUAGUGUGUGUGUGUUAUUGUGUGUGUGUGUGUGUGUGUGUGUGUGUGUGUGUGUGUGUGUGUGUGUGUGUGUGUGUGUGUGUGUGCACGCAUGCACGCUCGCCUGCUGUGUUAACCAGCAUGGCUGAGCAGGGGGGGGGGAAACCCCUUUGGCUGAGGGUCAUGAACGUAAGCCUCCUAGGAAAUCCUCUCAAUCUCAGUCACGCUCUUCACUUUGAUUCAUGGUCUGAGGGGCUUCUCCCUCUGUGUCUGUCCUCUGUCCCGUCCCCAUGGCCCAUGGUUUGUUUGUCUGCUCUCCGCUCUUCAGACGGAGGUGAAUCUUUAGAUCUUCUUACACCCUGAGUGGCCCCCUGUCUUGGGAUUUCAUUUAGUAUAAAACAAGGUCAGGGAUGUGUUAUUAAUUAAUGUUACUCAUGAAAAAUGCAUCCGUGUUGACUCACCAGGGGGUGUGAAGUAUUAUGCUUUUUGUGUUCGUGGAUGUGUGUGUGUGUGUCACCAUCGCUGUGUUGUGUCUGGAUGUUUUUAGGGGUUUGCUUUCCAGAUGUGUGUGCACAUCUGUAUCUGAAAGAGAGUGCAAAUGUGUUUUGUGUAUCUGUGUGCAAAUGUUUUUAUUUCUUUGGCCCUAGUCUUGGCUUUUGGUGGAGGUUAAUGGUACCUUUGGCAACCUUUUGUCUUCCUGCUAAGGAGGACACUUUAGCGUGCCCGUUGUCUGGUGGCACAGGUUAAUGGGAGCCUUCUCACACCACUGGCGUGUAUUCCGAUAGCCUGGCACAGAGGUGCUCGUGAUUCCACAGCGGAGCCCAGGCCUGAGUUAUAACUAUGCAUCUUGAGACCUUGUUAAACCUACUGCCGUGUCAUGACAAAUUAAGGCUUUUUUAUUUUAUUUUUUUAAUCCAGUCCAUUUUCCAUUCCAAUCUAUUUUAUGUUGUGUGUGUGUGUGUGUGUGUGUGUGUAGGUAUGUGCGUUUGAGUGAGUGUGCUGGAUCUGUGUGGGUACAUGCGUGUGUGUGUGUGUGUAUACGGGAAGGGCAGUACCUGCAAUAUGAUGUUGCUGUGUGUAUUCACACCCACAGAGAGAAAGAAAAGAACAAGACUGUUUAACAAUAAUUCAAUUCACUCAGCCACUGUGUGUUGCGCUAGCAAUUCACUCAGUCACUGUGUGUAGCGCUAACAAUUCACUCAGUCACUGUGUAUAGCGCUAACAAUUCACUCAGUCACUGUGUAGUGCUAGGAAUUCACUCAGUCACUGUGUAGCGCUAGCAAUUCACUCAGCCACUGUGUGUAGCGCUAGGAAUUCACUCAGCCACUGUGUGUAGCGCUAGCAAUUCACUCAGUCACUGUGUGUAGCGCUAGCAAUUCACUCAGUCACUGUGUGUAGCGCUAGCAAUUCACUCAGUCACUGUGUGUAGCGGUACCAAUUCACUCAUUGACUUUUCAGCACAUUUCCCCCAUUAUUUUUUUAAUCCCCUCAACUUUAAAUCCUGCCCUUCUAGCUGAAAUUGUUAAAAAAGCAGGCCUUAGUGGAUGCUAUUUAAUUUCCUUCAUAAGCACUGCUUAAGCCAUUU